AUGAGGGUCAAUAUAACGUGUGUGCCAGAGACUAGAUGGGUAGGAUCGAAGGCGAGAAAUGUAGACGGGUAUAAAUUAUGGUUCUCCGGAGUCAUGAAGGGCAAGAAUGGAGUGGGAAUUUUGGUGGAUAGGGAGCUUAGAGAGUCAGUGGUAAAGGUUAGACGGGUGAAUGAUAGAUUGAUGACGAUUAAGGUAGUAGUUGGAGGGAGCACUCUGAAUGCCAUUAGCGCUUACGCGCCGCAAACGGGCUUGGAUGAGGAGGUUAAAAGGCGCUUAUGGGAGGCGUUAGAUGAGAUGGUGCGGGGUAUUCUACCUACGGAGAAGCUAUUCAUAGAAGGGGAUUUCAAUGGUCAUAUUGGGUCGUCUGAUGGUGGCUAUGGUGAGGUGCACGGUGGCUUCGGCUUUGGUGAUAGGAACAGUGGUGUUACCUCACUAUUAGAUUUUGCUAGAGCUUUUGAGUUGGUGAUCGUGAACUCUAUGUUUCCGAAGAGAGAGGAACAUUUGGUUACUUUCCGGAGUAUGGUGGUUAAAAAUUAG
Molecule: messenger RNA, 537 nt
Organism: Nicotiana tabacum (common tobacco)
Lineage: Eukaryota; Viridiplantae; Streptophyta; Magnoliopsida; Solanales; Solanaceae
Source: RefSeq, a predicted model, not a curated record